AUGCGAGCGAUAUAUGAAGCCUUAGAGUGCCUCUUCCAUCGGUAUGCAGCUUUGCUAAAGAAUGCUGAAGCACUCCGCCUGCCGGAGCACCCGGACGUGGAGCUCCACCGGUCGCAGCUCUCGCCGGCGUUCCUGCUCCGCGGCGACCUGAGCGACCGGUGGACGGCGUUCUACCUGCGGAUGAUACGGCACGGGUACCGCACGGGCGCGGUGCUCGCCAACACCGUGGAGGAGUUGGAGCCCACGGGGCUCGUCAUGAUGCGCCGCACCCUCGACGGCAAGGUCCUGAUCUGGCCCGUCGGCCCUCUCGUCCGCGGCGACGCCUCGUCGGAGACCGGCGGCGGCGGCGUUCUGCGGUGGCUGGACUCGCAGCCGCCGUCGUCCGUCUUGUACAUCUCCUUCGGGUCACAGAACACCAUACAACCCAACCACAAUAAAGUAGAUCGUGCUAAUGUGGCACGUUCCAUAAUAUCGAAGAAAUCUAUCAAGUUCACUAGCAGGAGGGCGUUACUCAAGAGAGAUUUUAACGAGGGGAUGAAAUUGUACCAUGUUUCUGGUACGGGAACGACGUUCGGGUACAGGAAACGUGGCACCACAAAGGAACUGAUAGCAGAGAUUGAAUUGACACUAGCAUAG
Molecule: messenger RNA, 636 nt
Organism: Setaria italica (foxtail millet)
Lineage: Eukaryota; Viridiplantae; Streptophyta; Magnoliopsida; Poales; Poaceae
Product: crocetin glucosyltransferase 3-like
Exons: 3
Coding region: 1-636 (211 amino acids)
Source: RefSeq, a predicted model, not a curated record